GCCAUUUUGAAAGUGCAGUGACUGGAGUGGCUGGGCAGCUUGCAGAGUUUGAAAGUUUUGCGGUUUCUACAUUGACGAAAACUAGCCAGUGCUGGUGCCUGCUGAAGACACAGGUUUUCGCCGGAGUGACAAUCUGCACGGUUGCUUUGAUCGCCGGAGUUUUCGCUGGUGAUUUUACUGCAGUAAGCCGGCAGAUUGGCAUUGCAAGACUGCCUCGCCAAACUGACAAGCCCUCUCAGCAUGGCAGGUGCUGGUGAUGGGGACGAGGAGGUCCAGUGGUGUUUCUCGCAGGUGAAAGGAGCUUUUGACGAUGACAUCGCAGAAGCGGACGUUAUCUCCACGGUGGAGUUCAGUCCGUCAGGAGAGCUGCUGGCCACUGGAGACAAAGGAGGACGAGUCGUCAUAUUCCAACAGGACCCCGAGAGUAAGUCCCAGCCCCUGUGUCGUGGCCAGUAUAACGUCUACAGUACGUUCCAGUCUCACGAGCCGGAGUUCGAUUAUCUCAAGAGUCUCGAAAUCGAGGAGAAAAUAAACGAGAUCCGCUGGCUACCGCAGAAGAACGCGGCACACUUUCUACUGAGCACUAACGAUAAGACGAUUAAGCUUUGGAAGAUCAGCGAGCGAGACAAGCGGCCGGAGGGAUACAACCUGAAAGAGGAGGACGGACGAUACAGAGACCCCAGCACAGUCACAGCACUACGGGUGCCAGUGUUUCAGCCCAUGGAUCUGAUGGUGGAGGCGAGUCCGCGGCGCGUGUUUGCGAACGCUCAUACGUACCACAUCAACUCCAUCAGCGUCAACAGCGACCACGAGACCUACCUGUCCGCUGACGACCUCCGAGUUAACCUCUGGAACCUGGAGAUCACCGACCGCAGCUUCAACAUUGUUGACAUCAAGCCGGCCAACAUGGAGGAGCUGACGGAGGUCAUCACGGCCGCCGAGUUCCAUCCGCAUCAAUGCAACACUUUCGUCUACAGCAGCAGCAAGGGCACCAUACGGCUGUGUGACAUGAGGGCCGCCGCGCUGUGCGACCAGCACUCUAAACUGUUUGAGGAGCAGGAGGACCCUAGUCGGCGGUCCUUCUUCUCGGAGAUCAUCUCGUCCAUCUCGGACGUCAAGUUCAGCCACAGCGGCCGAUACAUGAUGACCAGAGAUUACCUGUCAGUCAAGAUCUGGGACCUGAACAUGGAGAACAGACCUGUGGAGACCUACCAGGUCCAUGAGUAUCUUCGUAGUAAGUUGUGUUCCCUGUAUGAAAACGACUGCAUCUUCGACAAGUUCGAAUGCUGUUGGAGUGGAGACGACAGCGUGGUGAUGACGGGCUCGUAUAACAACUUCUUCCGCAUGUUUGAGCGCGGCGGUCGCCAUGACGUCACCCUGGAGGCGUCGCGCGAGGCGUGUGUUCCGCUGUCCGUGCUGCGGCCGCGCCGCGUGUGUGUGGGCGGUAAGCGGCGCAAGGAGGAAGUGGGCGUGGACAGUCUGGACUUCAGCAGGAAGAUAUUGCACACCACCUGGCAUCCCCACGACAACAUCAUCGCCGUAGCAACUACUAACAACCUCUACAUCUUCCAGGACAAACAAUAACUCAGAACACACACACACACACACACACACACACACACACACACACACACACACACACACACACACACUCUCACACUCUACACAAUCUCUAUGUAUAUACAUUCUCACACAUGCCUACAACCUCUACAUCUUCAAGGACAAACAAUAACCACACACACACACACACACACACACACACACACACCUUUCAGGACAAACUCUAUUGAAAUGCGCACACACGCAAACGAAAAACCCAUACAUCUUCCUGGACUAGCAUCCACACACACACACACACACACACACACACACACACACACACACACACACACACACACACACACACACCCCACAGGUGCAGGCGAUAUCUGGUGUCUUUUGAUACUAAAUCUGAUUUUAUACUCUGAGCAGUAGAGUCAGGAAGCAGCCCUGGGCCACACCCCUCGCACGGGAUUGGCCGAACCAAAGGCAACAUCACUUCCUGUCCCCCAUGCCCUGCCCAUUUCCUGUUUUCUACUGUAAGCCACUCCCACUCCUCUGUAAGCCACUCCCACUCCUCUCACCACAGCAGUUCAGUCACGUCAACACUCCAGACAGACACACCUCUCUCUUCCUCUCUCUUCCUCUCUCUUCCUCUCUCUCUCUCUUCCUCUCUCUCUCUCUCUCUCUCUCUUCCUCUCUCUCUCUCUCUUCCUCCCUCUCUCUCUCUUCCUCCCUCUCUCUCUCUCUCUCUUCCUCCCUCUCUCUCUCUCUCUCUCUCUCUCUCUCUCUCUCCCUGUCUUUCUCUCUUUCUCUCCCUCUUUCUCUCCCUUUCUCUCUUUCUCUCCCUCUCUCUGACGCACUUCUCUACUCUCUCUCUUCUCCUCUGCUCUUGUCUUCCUCUCCUCUCCUCUCCUCCUCCACGUGCAUUGUACUGUUCUAUUAUGUACAUUAAUGUUUUUUUUUAAUGUCUCACAGAUUUUAUUUUAUUACUAUAUUCUUGACGUCAUGAUGAAUUUUAGUGAGUGUUCAGCCCCGACCCUGUGAAAGUGUGACCGUGUGUGUGAGUUUGACCGUGUGUGUGUGUGUGUCUGUUUGAGAGCAACUGGGUGUCUGUACUUUUUACACACUGAUGGUUAAGAUGACACACGCGCACACACACACACACACACACACACACACACACACACACACACACACACACACACACACGCAUAAAUUCAGGAGAUUCGAGAGGAUGUUCCAGAGUGUCAUUGGUCUUCACACUUCCCUGUCAGCCCACACACACACACACACACACACACACACACUCUGCUGGUUAGCCUCCAGGCGUGAUGCGCUGUGUAGGGCCUUCCUGGUUACCCUGACUCUCACACACACACACACACACACACACACACACACACACACACACACACACACACACACACACACACACACACACACUGAAGGUGUUUCUGCUUUACUGUAAUGAAAGGGUUAAUAGUCAAAUGUUCAUCAUCAUUGUCAUCUUGGGGUAUCAAUGGUUCUGUUGUCAUGGGUUUUUGUUCUGUUUUAAUUUGUUUAUAUUUUAUAUUUGUUUUUUUGUUUAUUUUUUAUUUUAUUUGGCCUUAGUUUGUUUUUCUUUAAUAAGUGUUUGUAAACAGGAUAAUCACCAUGGUUACCAUGAUUAGAUUUAUUUUUCUAUCGACAGAUGAUUAAACGGGGAGGCACCAGCUGCUCCUGAACUGCCAA
Messenger RNA from Engraulis encrasicolus (European anchovy), 3273 nucleotides. Its product is annotated as serine/threonine-protein phosphatase 2A 55 kDa regulatory subunit B alpha isoform-like. The record is from RefSeq and is a predicted model, not a curated record. The coding region runs from base 241 to 1584 and encodes 447 amino acids. Lineage: Eukaryota; Metazoa; Chordata; Actinopteri; Clupeiformes; Engraulidae. Gene Ontology annotation, molecular function: protein binding; protein phosphatase regulator activity. Gene Ontology annotation, cellular component: protein phosphatase type 2A complex; cytosol. The transcript has 10 exons.